Tetranychus urticae (two-spotted spider mite) is the source of this 831-nucleotide messenger RNA. RefSeq lists its product as uncharacterized. The record is from RefSeq and is a predicted model, not a curated record. Gene Ontology annotation, cellular component: SMN complex. NCBI's taxonomy places the organism in Eukaryota, Metazoa, Arthropoda, Arachnida, Trombidiformes, Tetranychidae. Gene Ontology annotation, biological process: spliceosomal snRNP assembly.
GAGUCUUGUUUUGUACAGUUUUGCUCAUUCUGUUGUGUGACUCAAUUUUUGUUUCAAAACAUUGCCUUAAUUCAUUAUGUAUCUAUUGUUUUUUUCAAUUUUUUAGUUGACAGAAUCUAUAAAAAUGGCGAAAGAUCAAUUAUCGUCAUUUCAACUUGUUUACAACUCAUGUCCUUCAUUCUGGGCCAAUUACGAUAAAGCCAAUUCAUGGUUAAAAGCUCAAGGGUUCAAUCCAGUCAAUUUUAACUUUCAACUUGCUCCGUCUCUUUGUCCGCGAGAUGAACAUGGUCAUGAUAACCAUCACCAAAAUAAGCCUGAUAUCAGUAUUCCAGAGAGCAGUGUAGAUACGGAUGAAGAGGAUUCCUAUGUCGAUGAUGAUUACGUUCGUUUCAUCAUUGAAACAAGAAAACACCAAAAAGAGCAAGAAAGACUCAGAGCCUUGAGGAUCAAAAAAGAGAAAAAGGAGGAAAUCGUUUACAAAGACAUCGGUGAAAUCGAUGUACAAAGAUUGACCAAAGCUGAACAGUUCAAAGACAAUGAAAAAGAGCUAGAUCAUGUAAAUCUCUAUGGAACUUUAAGUGAAUCAAUCAAAGCUAAAGAAGCGCUACUUCAGAGUGAUUUUAAUGUUUAUUAUGAUACUCACAAGCCUCAAUUUUGGCCAACUAUUCCAGUCAAAAUCAAAUAAAUUUUAUUUCAUAUGUUGGCGAUGGCAGCUCAUUAAUUGAUGAGUGAGAAACAGAGCCGUGGAAUUAGAGAAGGAAGAGGUGAAUGAGAAGAAUUUAACUCACAAAAGCAAAUAUUACAAAUUAAAGUCUGUUUUUUCAAUCUUUU